GGAGUCCCGGGAAGUAUAAUCCACGGCUUCUCUUCUCUCCUCCUUCCUUAGGGGUCUUGAGAAGCAAUGGCCACCGAGGCCCCUGUGAACAUAGCCCCCCCUGAACGCAGCACCGCGGGCCACACGGCCGCUGACGGCUUCAUCUGGCAGGCAGACUCGGCGAACAUGCACGUCCUGAGGCCCAAGUCCGCCAAGGGACGGACGCGGCCGAGCCCGCACAGACCGCAGGGCACAGAGCCGGGUCCUCACCGCCCGCUGGCCUCCCUGCCUCCAGCCAUCCCCUGUGAGCCACCCAGCGGCCAGAGGCCGGGAGCCUGCGCACCCAGGUCUCCAAACCAGGGAGCUCCCAGCGAGAUCCCCGAGCUGCGGCAGCAGGUGCCGGCUGGCGCUUCCUCCUCCCUCAAUAAAUACCCAGUCCUCCCUUCCAUCAACAGGAAGAGCCUGGAGGAGGGGUCUGUGGAAACAGUGGUGAAACAGGCCGGCUCCCUGCAGCUGAGCGGCACAGUGAAUAAGAAUGAAGAAGAGUCCAGAGCUCCAGCUUCUUCCCCAGAGAGGAAAGUCAUCAUCCGGACCAGGAGACAGACCUCCCCCAGGGAGGGGGAGCCGGAGGAGCCCUCAGAUCAAGAGCCCAGGCUGCUGCUGGCCGUCAGGUCGCCGUCGGGCCGAAGGUUCGUUCACCAUUUCCAGCCCACCGACGCCUUACAGAUGGUUGUCGCUGUGGCCGAGGACAAGAACCAGGCCAGCUACCAGCCCUGCAGCAUUGAAACCAUGGAAGUGCCCAGGAGACGGUUCUCUGACCUCACCAGAUCCCUGCAGGAGUGCAGAAUCCCCCACAAGUCGGUGCUGGGCAUCUCGAAAGAAGAAGGGGAGGGGGAGCCCUGAGUCCACAGCCCCCUAGUCGGGGUCCUGGGUCUCUGAGCAAGGAGCACGCUUGGCUGCUGUGGCCUUCCGGGCAGCUCAGUCCCAAGUGCCGUGUGAACUUGGGGCGGCUGUGAUCCUUGCGACCCACCUUCACAGCCUCUCCUCUGCAGGAGUGAAAUUUGCACAUGCGCCAAGCACAUUGAGAAGGUUCUCUUCCAGUUGUUGAAAUUCCCUCCAGCACUGGAGUGAACUGGCAAGUUACCAGGGCUGUUCCUGAAACCACCGUGACCAGGUCUCCCCCUUCCCCGAGGUCUGGGUCCUUUCUGGAGCACCCGCUUGCCUUUACAAAUGAACUCUCCCUCUCUUGAAGCCAAUGGUUUGCCUUUCUGUAUUUGAUGCAGGAUUAAAUACUUCCCAGAGAGGAUUCAAGUCUGGUAAAUAACCAGGGCUCGGGAAAUGUCGAACUGGCAUUUGUAUUUCUUGCAAACAUCUUUAAGAAACAGGCAGUUGACACUAUCUUGGAAGCAGCCUCUUUGCUGGGCUUGGGUGGCUAGAGUUUCUCGGGGAUUACAGUUUGUGUGAUGUGGCUUCAGAGGAGAGAACAGGUCUUUUGCUAAUACAAAUCCCCCAACACAUCAAUGUUUCUGAAAUAGUCUGGGAGCUAGAAAGCAUAUAGCUUCCACAACCGUGGAUUAGCCAAGUAGCCACUCUUAAAUAGAGAGUAAGUAGGUUUGCAAACAUCGGUAGCUACUCUCUACAUGCCGCAGUCUUCCCAAACUGAGAUAAACCAGUGUACUCUGAUUUCCUUCGCUUUUGUCGCUCAUGGAAUCUUUUUGUUUUUAAAACCAUACGAACAUACAAGUCUGUACAAGUUUGCCCUGAAGGCGCCAUUGGCUUAUCCGGGUGUGGAGAUAUAGUCUCGGUGUUUCGCCUCCUUCCAACAGAGACUCCCUGGAGCGGGGACAGCGGUGUCCCUGUUUUGUGAUUUCGGAACCCCAGGGAGAACAAGGGUUCCUCUGUCCGGCCUCACUCGGCUGCACCCGUGCCGAGAGACCCUGUGCCCACAUGUCUGUCUGAUUGGCAUGUGGUGCGUCUGAAUGCCUUAGCCCAUAGCCAUGUUGAGGACCACGCGGUCUUGGCUUUCCAACUCUGAAGUGGUGACGUGGACAACUCGCCAGAGUCCUCUUGUGUCGGGAGUUCAGCAAGACCUCCAGCUCUCAUCAGCAUCCUCUUUGUGGCCAAAUCACCAUUCAGAGUAGGGGAGCCGGUCCCUCAAGAGCUCUGCCAUCACGGAGCACUGAGUACCGCGGCGCCCUCCCUGUUCCUGGGUACACAGAGAAGGCAGGAGUUCCAGAAGCCUAUCAGCGUGGCGGCCUCAGCAGCAAGUGUACCUUGUACCUAGAUAAGGAAGGCGGCUGGAAAUGUUACAUCCAGCAACUUGAUACUCAGCCAUGGAGAUUAACGCCAACAUCGUUUCCUCUCAAGAAGGCUCGCCUUGUCCUUCCCCAUCCCACACCACCCAGAUCACUCAAGAGUGGGUUCUUUAAGAAUGUGUGGUCCAAUUUCCUAAUACCAGCUCUGUUGCAAAGGAUGAUGACACAAUAAAAAUUGAUUUGUGUGACGCCAAGUCGGCAGAGAAACACGCCUCUGUUUUCAAGCAGGACUCCGGCCCUUGCGCUCUGGCGGACAGAGCUCACCGACCUCACCUUCUUGGGAAAACACUGAGCUCUGCUGUUAAGUCCAAGUCCCCGUCCCCAGGCACCCCGGGUCCCACCCUUCCCAUAGCUCUUGCUUUCAGGUUACAGGAUCGCACCAAACUCUCUACGGCAAGAGCUGCCUGUCUCACUAUCAGAGAGGUGUGACUUUGCAGAUGGCACUGUCACGUGGGCACCCCGGUCUAAUGGGUGGCUUUGGGUGACCGCUUUGUAGUCACAGACCUCACUCGUUCAUUGAACCAGUGGUCCCUGAGGGCCUACCCUGUGUCAUACACAGGUGACCGGCAUUGGCAUCCCACCAAGGGACCAUUGACAAGGAAGCGUAAAACCAUCUCGGGAGCUGAGAGCCCGACCCACGUGAGGGGCUGUAGAUUUACCCGUGAAGGAUCCUGGAGUGAGGAGGAAACAGGCUGUUGCUGUCUCCCCGCUGCCUUGUGGAAAUGCAAAGGCGAGUCCUCCCCACCUUUCCAGCGAUGGCACCAGGAAGAGUGAUCAUUAGGGACGUGAACUUUGCGUAGGACAAAGCUUCAAGACCAGUUUUCCCAGCAUCUCCCCUGACACAGUCCAAGAGGUAAAUUAGUUCUGGCGGCAGAAGGAACAGCAGGAGACAUAAGUGACUCAUCAUUUAGAAUCCAAAAACUUUUCACCAACAGAUGGCAGGUGGUUUUAACACAACAGUCCUUGCCCUGAAAGUACCUGGGGAUCCAGCCAACAGCCGGCAAGGCAGGGCAGUCCUGAUGAAGAGAUGUAGGUGAGCGUGACCGGGGGCCGGUAGUCACUCCAGAGAUCCCACAGAAAUACUCCACAAGCGAAGAAACGUAGACAAGCCUUGAAGCCUUGAGGUUUCCAUUACCAUGAAAAACCUUAAAGUCUAGUGACGGAUCACUGUCCCAGGCAUGCAUUACGAAAGCAGGUGUAACGGGAACUAAGUUUCGCUUUUGUCUAAGCAUUUUACCACCAUCUCGUGUGCAUUUCUCGUGUCAAAUAAACCACGCUGCCCCAAGGGGCCAAAAAAUAAAAAAUUUUAAAAAGUUUCUCUUUACACAGUUUUUUUAAUACGUUGAGAUAAAAGGGUGCAUGGUUUCUUAUAGUCUGAGGUGUAUCUCAGACGAGACUUUUAUAUGGUAAGAGGAUCUACUUUCCUACCCUUUAAACAGAGCUGCAAAGGAAACUAGAUGAUUCAACUUCAGCCUCCAUCUGGAAUCAGUCUGCGAAGCAAGCGCAGGAACAUCAGUUUCCGUCCUGCACGAGGCAACACACCACUGUCAAGUGCAAGGUUUGGACCCCGUUCACCCUCGCCCUGAGCCAGAACCAGCCCAAACCCGGCCAAGGUCAGAGGCCAAGUUGGAGGAGUUGGCGAAAUGCAAGCAGAGCGGACCUGGGGUGACUCACCAGCACACAAGACAGUAGCUCACGUUGUACAAAUAAAAUUGGGUGUUUUAUUCUGCGUC
Neogale vison (American mink) is the source of this 4027-nucleotide messenger RNA. RefSeq names its product UBX domain protein 10 (gene UBXN10). The coding region runs from base 67 to 882 and encodes 271 amino acids. Gene Ontology annotation, molecular function: protein binding. The transcript has 2 exons. The record is from RefSeq and is a predicted model, not a curated record. Lineage: Eukaryota; Metazoa; Chordata; Mammalia; Carnivora; Mustelidae.